Durusdinium trenchii is the source of this 2435-nucleotide messenger RNA. The record is from the annotation of a GenBank genome assembly. NCBI's taxonomy places the organism in Eukaryota, Dinophyceae, Suessiales, Symbiodiniaceae.
CGGAAGUAGAAGGAGUCCUGUCGCCACGGAGCGCCAUGGAAGACGCCAAAGUGAGCCGCAUUCGAGCUCCGCGGAAGGAUUUGCCCCGGACGCUGUGGAGGACUCCGCAGAAGCGGCUCUUCCUGGCACCGGCCAUCGAAGCCACGCUGCGGCAGCGGCAGCAGCUGCAGCCCUUGGCCGCCAAGUCGGUGCCCAUGCUGAGGCCCAAGGCCGAGAAUGAGGCAAACCGCGAGGAGCUUUUCAAGGAUACCCUGACGAAGGAGAAGAGCUACGAUGCCGAAUCUUGGGGUCAGGAGGCCUGGUUGAACAUCUUGACUGGAGAGAACCGUGUGGAGAUUCCGUUCAACGAAAUCUCGGCUGCAAGCCAUGGCGAGGAGUACAUCCAAUGGUAUGAGGAUCAGCGUGCUCAGAAACGAGCGGCGGCGCCGCCGAGUUGGGUGCAGAGACGAGGAUCCCUCGCGCCCAUGUCCUUUUGGCGCGCCGCUUUGACGGACUUCGCUUUGUCCUCCCUGCAACCAACACCAGGAGAACUGCUGCAGCUGAAGGGCCGAGCAGUGCUCCUGCGACAUUUGGAGGCCAAUGCCACACCACAAGGCCUUAAGGCCCUGGCAGAGUGCAUCAUGCUGCGCUUGGGUGAGGAGCAGAGGGCCUUGCCGAUCCUGAAGAAAGGUUUCGGUGACCAGAUGUCGUUGCUGGACUUCGCUGGUUUCUGCGCCGUGCUGGACCUGGACUUGGAUCUUCUGCUGGGCUCAUCUGCACCGCAGAUCUUGGCCCAUCUCCUCCCAGGCCAAGUGACCAUGGACUGCUCCGUGCUGCUUCAGCCGCCCACCGUGCAGCCGGCGGAGCCCACGGGGGACUUCGUGCGUUGCCAGGGCAAGUGGUGGCUUUUGGGCCGCUACCUGGGCCUUUUGGCUCUGCAAGGCGUUGAAGGCAGCGAAAAAUCCUGGCAGGAUUUGAAGCUCCGGAUCGAGGCACAGCUGAGACACCUCCAGCGCUGCUUGAAGCCCUUCUUCUUCGGUCUCAUCACCAGCCGCCCCGAGGCCAAGCGUGAGGGGGAAGUGCAAAGAAAAGAGCACAGCGGGAGCGAUUGGACCUCGUUCUUUCGGGACUUGGAGGACGUGGACGCGCGUUGGAGCACCAAAGUGACCGGCGCUGUGCUUAAUCAAGCCUUCGAGAAAGCUUCAGAAGAGGUGAAGACGUCGUACGAGAACUUUCAGAACGCGCGUCGCAAGUUCUCCAACAAGCCCUUCCUCGGCCACAGGCCCAUUGCUUCGGACGGCAGCGCUGGGCCGUACGUGGGGAGACCCAGCUCAGAGCUUCCCACGAUCCUCCGGAGCGUUGCCUAUGUGGUCAAGCAGUGCAAUUUGAAGACUGUGGUGUGUUUGAUUCUCAUGGACGUCUCCGAGGAUCUCCGGAGCCAGGUGACGGCCGCAGGGCUCCGCGUGUUCAGCGUGGAGGAGGACAUUCUCACCUUCUGCUACACCUCGGGCACUACUGGAGAUCCCAAGGGUGUGCUCGUCACGCAUGAGAACCUCGCUUCAGCUUUCGGAGCAUCCCGCGGCAGGCAGCCCUUCACGACCCUCACCGGAGACGAUGUGUUGCUGUCCUAUUUGCCUUUGCCUCACAUCUUCGAGCGAAUGGUGCAGUUUGGCACGCUGUUUGGUGGCGGUCGCAUUGGGUUCUACCAGGGGGACACCUUGAAGAUUGUGGACGACCUUCAGGCUCUCAGACCCACCAUUUUUCCGUCAGUCCCGCGACUUCUGACGCGAGUCCAUGACAGGCUCUUGGCGGGCGUGCAAGAAGCGGGCGGUUUGAAGAAGGUUCUCUUUGAUCGAGCUUAUGCUGCAAAGAAGGCUGCUCUUGCAGAUGGAAAGAACACUCAUCCCUUGUGGGAUAGGCUGAUUUUUUCGAAGAUCGCCGAGAAGGUUGGCCUCAACAAGGUGCGCGUGAUGAUCACUGGGAGCGCUCCGAUUGCUGACCAUGUCUUGGACUUCUUAAGAAUCGUCUUCGCAUGUCCUGUCUUUGAGGGCUAUGGUCUCUCAGAGACCUCUGGAGCAGGUACCGUCACCGCGGACGGCGAUCUGGCCCCUGGCACCGUCGGUGCGGUGUUGAGCUGCAAUGAGCUACGUUUGAAGGAUGUGCCAGACAUGGGUUACCUUCGCACCGACCAGGUUCACAAAGCGGGAGAAGUCUCCAUUCCUUGCCAUGGCCGCGGAGAGAUUUGCUUCAAAGGAACCAAUGUCUUCAAAGGCUAUUACAAGAUGCCAGAGAAGACUGCGGAGGCCGUUGAUGAGGAUGGAUGGUUCCAUUCCGGAGACAUCGGGAUGUGGUUGCCCGAUGGCCGGUUGAAAAUCAUCGAUCGCAAGAAGAACAUCUUUAAGCUGGCGCAAGGUGAAUACGUUUCCCCGGAGAAGAUCGAAGGAUUGAACGUCUGA